ACUGGAGAAUGCCACGAUGAAACCCCGAUGACCAUUGAUGAGGAGACGCCAAGAAGAGAGGACAAAAUACCAAGGACAAUAACGAAUGAACACCCAGAGAAGAUGACGACAACCGGCAAGAUUGUGGAAGAAAACACAAAUGGUGAUAAAGCCCAAAUAGCCAAAAGAGAUUGA
Acaulospora morrowiae is the source of this 174-nucleotide messenger RNA. Lineage: Eukaryota; Fungi; Glomeromycota; Glomeromycetes; Diversisporales; Acaulosporaceae. The record is from the annotation of a GenBank genome assembly.